UGUUACUAAAAAACUUGUCGGCAGUCUUUUAAAGACAGGGCAUGCCAUGGGGUCCCAACCCGGCAUGCCAAUUGCCCUUCGCUCAAUUCAUUCAUCCUCUUGUCGUCGCGCUUCAGAAGAAGGCCUGCAACUGAAUGAGAAGACUGCCUUGUAUGAUAUUGUGAUUGUUGGGGGUGGCGUUGCUGGAACUGCUCUAGCUUGUGCACUUGCUUCAAACCCAGUAUUAAGAGACAACCGCGUGGCUCUGGUAGAGGCAAUGGAUUUAACCAGCACAAUUGAGUGGAGCCCAGUAAAAGAAAGUUAUUCGAAUCGUGUUGUUUCUCUUACACCUGGCUCUAUGAAUUUUUUUGAGCGAAUGGGUGUUGUGGAGCAUAUGAACCUUUCUCGCGUACAUGGUUACGGUGAUAUGGAAGUAUGGGACGGAGUGACAGACGCAAGAAUCAAGUUUGAUACUAGCUUGCUUGGAUCAAAGAAAGAUACCAGCAAGGAAUCGAUUGCGUACAUGGUAGAAAACAUUCAUCUCCAAAAUGCUAUGUUGAAGCGUAUUAGAGAAUGUAAUACCAGAGGUGCUCAAGUCGAUAUCCUUCAAAAGGCUCGUGUAGCCUCUAUCGGUAAUGAGCAGUCUUCUACCGAGUUUGAUGUAUCAGACUGGCCAUCAGUGAAACUUGAGAGUGGUGAUGUUCUCCAGACACGUCUUUUGAUUGGUGCCGAUGGUGUCAAUAGUCCAGUGCGCAAUCAUGCCAACAUUGAAUCGCUUGGCUGGGAUUAUGAUACUCAUGGUGUGGUCGCUACUCUAAAAUUGGAUGAUUCUCGCCCCAAUAAUACCGCAUGGCAAAGAUUCUUACCCACAGGGCCAAUUGCUAUGCUACCUUUGAGUGAAGGAUACGCCUCAUUGGUUUGGUCUACCAAGCCAGAAAUUGCUAAAAUUCUCAAGGGAGUAUCAUCAGAUGAUUUUUGUAAACUCGUAAACGCUGCCUUCCGAAUGUCAACUAUCGAUCUCAAUUAUCUCUAUGAGUACACCUGGCGUGAGGAGGUGGCCAAUAAGUCAAAGAGUACUAUUGAAGUAUGGCAGCGUGAAGAGAGCCUUCCGCCUGCUGUGGUAAGUAUUCAAGACAAGAGUCGAGCCAGCUUUCCUCUUCGUAUGCGUAACUCUGAGAGAUAUGUGGCUGAUCGGGUUGCUCUUGUGGGUGACGCAGCUCACGCAAUUCACCCAUUAGCUGGACAGGGACUUAAUCAGGGCAUGUUAGAUGUAGCUUGCCUUUCCAAGGUCCUUGAAAAGGGUACACUUGAAGGCCAAGACAUUGGAAAGCUCAACUUGUUGCGAGACUAUGCAGCUGAGCGCUAUGGACGCAACAUUGUCAUGUUGAGUGCAUGCGACAAGAUGCACAGGCUAUUUGGCACCGAUGUUGCUCCUGUUACAUGGAUCCGAUCCCUUGGAUUAUCGGCUGUCAACAGCAGUGACAGUCUCAAGGCUGAGAUAAUGAAAUAUGCCAUGGGAGUAGAGUCUAGCCGAUAGAGUAUUAUAUGAAUCCACAUUUACACACACACGCACAUAUCUACAAACACACACAUAUAUACAAACACAAUGAACACCAUUAUUAUUUUUAUCAUUAUUUCGAAAAGAAAUAUUAAUAAUAAUAAUGGUGACAUUCACACGAGCUUACAAGUCUUGGGGAUUGU
Molecule: messenger RNA, 1680 nt
Organism: Phycomyces blakesleeanus NRRL 1555(-)
Lineage: Eukaryota; Fungi; Mucoromycota; Mucoromycetes; Mucorales; Phycomycetaceae
Exons: 8
Coding region: 47-1516 (489 amino acids)
Biological process (GO): ubiquinone biosynthetic process
Cellular component (GO): mitochondrion
Molecular function (GO): FAD binding; oxidoreductase activity, acting on paired donors, with incorporation or reduction of molecular oxygen, NAD(P)H as one donor, and incorporation of one atom of oxygen; 2-octaprenyl-6-methoxyphenol hydroxylase activity
Source: RefSeq, a predicted model, not a curated record